AUGUCCAGUGUCGGCGGAAUUCUACGUACAUUUGACGACCUUUAUGAAUUGAGACGCUUGCAAAGUUUCGAUGAGUUUAUCAGAGGCACCGUCAUAUCAACAUAUUCGCUAAAGGGCGGCAUAUGUCGAGUUCUUCUUGAGGAUGAUUCUGCAUCCGGUCUGGAAAGGUCGGUCAUUACGUAUUCUCCUUUCGAUUCUUUUUCUGAAAAGAGACGUCUUUUCGUGACCCUUGCUUCGGAGGUUGCAAAUCUUUUGUCCAUUCCAUCACGACAUGUAUGCACCCGAGUUGGAUUACCUCACGAUAUGCAUCCCCAUUUGGUAGUUAAUUGGAGUGGGAUGAUUCCAUUUUCGAUCCGGCUUAUUUUAUAUGCGAAAUCGCUACAAGAGGCUAUCCAUCUGCAAUUAGUUUCGCCCUCGUUGGGCACCAAGAUAAUCAAUCCCGUUUCCAGAAUCUGCCGGGUAUCUGCAGAAGCAUCGGCCAAUAAUCCCCUUUUGUCUUUUAAGGCCGAAGUAAAGGACGAUUUUCCGGCAAAAACAGAUCGCCACUGCUAUCCCCAGCUUGCGACAAUUAUGUCGAAUACAGUGGUAGAUUUGCUUGGUCUUGUGGUGGAAUGGAUUGAGCCUCAUUUAUUUAUGAAGUUGCUGAUGGUCGACCAUUCGCUAGAAAAUUCAUCCCCAUUCGUGGUUAAUUUAUUUCUGAAAAGCCAUAUGGACUUUCCACAAAUAGCGUCUGCUGGAGAGGCAAUCCGUCUGCAUCGAGUCAAGGGCGAGUUAAUGGGAAUCAAUACCAAAGGGUUCUCGUUUGUUGUGAUCACAAGGGACCGGGAGCCUCGCCCUUCAGUAAGCAGACACGCCUCAACUAGCCCGCUUGUGAGCUCGGACUCUAAUCGGAUAGCUUCUUUGUACAGCUGGUGGUCCAAGCUUUGUAAGAACGACAUCAGGCCCACAUGGGCUUCUCUCUGUGGACCCGAUUCACCCACAAGAGCAGAAACGCUCCCUAUGCCAACAUUCACUCAAAAUGGCCAUUCUCAUGCGUUUGCUCCCAAUUUUAAGAAACUGCGCGAAGUCAAAGAUAUCAGAGCUGGGACAAUUGUUGCUGAAGGAGCCGAUUCUCUUGGUCAUCAGCAGAACGUGGUCGCUGAUAAGCUUCUUUGUACGUUUUGGGAUGAACAUGUACCGAUUGCAAAAGAGAUUUUACAUGUUGGGCGAAUCGCCUACUUCAAAAAUCUUCAUGCCCGCCCGAUUUGUCCUGGAAGUGACUCGGAGGAAAUUAUUGCCGUCAUGCACGGCUGCGGACUCCCUGCAUCCCAUUCGAUUAUCCCAAUCGAUAGUCCCGCUGGUGUCUCUUUUUGUCAGCCAUUGUUGAGGUUUUCUUUUUUUCGUAAUCAAGUGUAG
Molecule: messenger RNA, 1395 nt
Organism: Mitosporidium daphniae
Lineage: Eukaryota; Fungi; Microsporidia
Exons: 5
Coding region: 1-1395 (464 amino acids)
Biological process (GO): telomere capping; regulation of telomere maintenance via telomerase
Cellular component (GO): nuclear telomere cap complex; chromosome, telomeric region
Molecular function (GO): telomerase inhibitor activity; G-rich strand telomeric DNA binding
Source: RefSeq, a predicted model, not a curated record